This is a messenger RNA of Neltuma alba, 780 nucleotides long. Its product is annotated as NDR1/HIN1-like protein 2. The record is from RefSeq and is a predicted model, not a curated record. Lineage: Eukaryota; Viridiplantae; Streptophyta; Magnoliopsida; Fabales; Fabaceae. Gene Ontology annotation, cellular component: plasmodesma; plasma membrane. The transcript has a single exon. The coding region runs from base 20 to 580 and encodes 186 amino acids. Gene Ontology annotation, biological process: defense response to other organism.
AAAUCUUGAGAAUUAAAUAAUGUGCGAACCAAAGAACUUCUACGUUUGGCUGCUUGAAUUUAUAGGCCUCUUGGGUCUUCUUGCUUUCAUCCUAUGGCUGGCCCUAAGACCCAAACCUCCCUCCUACUCCAUCGACUUCGUCUCCAUUCCACAGUCCUCUGAUCAGAAUGGCACCAUCAUUUACAACCUCGAGAUUGAAAACCCAAACAAGGAGUCUAGCAUUUCCUAUGAUGACAUAACUGUGAGUUUCCUGUAUGGGCAGGAUCAGGUGGCACAAUCAACCAUAGGUUCUUUUCGUCAACGAGCUGGUAAGAGCAAUAGUAUGUUUCAGAGUACUAAUGCCAACGGUCGAGCUCUGAAGCCUCUGGUCAAUGCGAUUUCGAACGCCACAGCUGAGUUGAAGGCUGCUCUGAAGACCAGGUUUCGAUAUAAGACAUGGGGAAUUAAGAGCAAGUUUCAUGGGGUGAACCUCCAAGGUACUCUGCCCAUUGGUCCUGGUGGGAAGCUUUCGGGUAAGAAGAAAAAGUAUCCCAUCAAGAGUCCCUCCAAGAAAACCACAAGGUUCAAAAUAAAGCAUUGAUCACUAGUCCCAUCUGUGUCUCUCUGUGUCUGUGUGUAGAUUUUUCAUUCCUUCCUAAUAGCGCAUGCACCAAUCCAUAGUGUGUGUGCACACCCUCUUGGUCAUAGUAUUUGUGAAUUUUUUUUCCGGGUCUGAACUGUAUCUGUGGAUUGAAAACACAAACUUUGUAAUAUAUUGUGAUUAGAAUUCUUCUAAGGUUA